Messenger RNA from Camelina sativa (false flax), 1868 nucleotides. Its product is annotated as regulator of G protein signaling 1. NCBI's taxonomy places the organism in Eukaryota, Viridiplantae, Streptophyta, Magnoliopsida, Brassicales, Brassicaceae. The record is from RefSeq and is a predicted model, not a curated record.
UCAAAAAAGUCAGAUGAGAACAGAAACGUGAACAAUGGAGAGACACAGACGUCUCCUUCUCUUGUGCGAAAUGUGAAUUUUUAAAGAUGUAAACUUUUUUUUUUUCAAUUUUCUAAACUCCAACAUCCGAUAAAUGAAGUUUCUUUUUUUAUAGGAAUUUGCACACUUUACCUUGACAUUAAAGCAACAAGCUUUGAAAACCAAAAACCAAAACAAAAUCCCAUAAACCCAGAAUUCGAGUGGGGAGAAGAGAGAGAGAGAGAGAGCUGAUAUGGCGAAUGAAUGUGCUAAAACUGGAGGUUGUCCCAGCGAUUACGUCGCCGUUGCAAUUUCAGUAAUCUGCUUCUUCGUGCUUCUAUCGCGUUCAGUCUUACCGUGUUUGAUUCACAAGGCUCCUCGUACUAACAGUAGCAGUUUCUGGAUCCCUGUUAUUCAAGUUGUCUCCAGCUUCAAUCUUUUGUUCUCAAUUAUGAUGUCAGUUAAUUUGCUUCGAAUCAGGACGAAACAUUGGUGGCGAUAUUGCUAUCUUUGGGCAGUGUGGAUCGAAGGACCACUUGGAUUCGGUUUGCUGAUGAGCUGCCGUAUAACUCAGGCGUUUCAACUCUACUUCAUAUUUGUCAAGAAACGUCUACCACCCGUAAAAUCCUACAUAUUCCUACCUCUUGUUUUGUUGCCAUGGAUCUUUGUAUCUGCUAUAAUCCACGCAAAAAGGCCUCUCAAUCGUCAAUGCCACAUGGGUCCUCGAUGGACUUUCCCAGUUGCAGGCCUUCAUGCUUUCUAUGUCCUUGCCUUAAUUGCAUUCACAAGAGCUGUCCGACAUGUAGAAUUUAGAUUUGAUGAGCUUAGAGAUCUCUGGAAAGGAAUUCUUGUCUCAGCCACUUCAAUCAUUAUAUGGGUAACAGCGUUUGUAUUAAACGAGAUUUAUGAUGAAAUCUCUUGGCUUCAGGUUUCUUCAAGAUUUGUACUUUUAGUCACGGGUGGGAUUCUUGUAGUUGUCUUCUUCUCCAUCUCGAGUAACCAACCUCUUCUUUCACAAAUCAGCUUGAAAAAAAGAGAACAGUUUGAGUUUCAAAGAAUGGGUCAAGCUCUAGGCAUACCUGAUAGUGGAUUAUUAUUUCGAAAGGAGGAGUUUCGACCUGUUGACCCUAACGAGCCACUCGAUAAGCUUCUUCUCAAUAAAAGAUUUCGCCAAUCGUUUAUGGAGUUUGCUGAUAGCUGCUACGCUGGAGAAACAUUGCAUUUCUAUGAAGAAGUGUAUGAUCAUGGUAAAAUCCCGGUAGAUGAUUCGACAAGAAGAAUCUACAUGGCUAGACAUAUCAUGGAGAAGUUCAUUGUCGCAGGAGCGGAAAUGGAAGUAAACUUAUCUCAUAAAACCCGGCAAGAGAUCUUAACCACUCAAGAUCUAACUCAUCCUGAUCUCUUCAAAAACGCAUUAAAUGAAGUGAUGCAAUUGAUCAAGAUGAACUUGGUGAGAGAUUACUGGUCAUCCAUCUUCUUCAUCAAGUUCAAAGAAGUGGAGAGCUGUGACGAGGCAAUGCAUAAGGAAGGAUGGAGCUUUUCAUCUCCAAGACUAAGUUCAGUUCAAGGCUCUGAUGAUCCGUUCUAUCAAGAACAUAUGUCAAAGAGUUCAAGAUGCAGUAGUCCCGGUUAAGGAGUCUAAACUAGUACAGACCAGAACUUAAAUAGAUUGUUCAUAGCAAAUCAAUCCAUAUGUAAUCUCUCAUUUCACAUUUCUUGUACAUGUCUUUUUCUUACUCUUGUAAUACCAAACUGAGAGAGACAAUGUCCGGUUCCGAUUUUGGUUUGGUUUUGAAUGUGUAUACCGGAGAAAACUUUGGAAAAAUGAGAUGUCUGGAACAUUACAUGUA